CUCAAUUACGCAUCUCUCCAUGAACAUUGCAAUUGUAAUACCACUACUCACCCUCACUCGAUUUGUAUGGUCGCAAAACCUCAGUCUUUAUGAGCGAUCUCGAACACGCAUCGCUGGAUGCAUUCAUCCAUAGCUGGCUCAACACGCUCACCAACCCAUUAUCGCAAUAUUGCCAAGCUGAAGUUCAAGGGUCGUUUUGUGACAAGCGAAAACGCGAUUUCAAUAAAAUGCCGACACCUCCACAUUUUGCAUCUACGCCGACUCGCGUGGGCUCACCUGCUAAAAGAGCGCGUAUGGAUGACGCGACUGAUGACCCAUCUGUCCACCAAUAUACCACUCAUCUACCAGGUGACAACCCAUUCGACACCGACAAAACGCCCAAUGCUUCGGUCCGAGGUAGAACUAUUCCUCUGUAUAGUUUACCUCCUCGACGAAAUACACAAACUCCCAGCCAAUCAUCCACCAAUGCAUCUUCGCACCGAUCUCCAUCACGAGCAUCAAGCAACAGAUCCGGAAGUCCUGUCAAACAAUCCACCCUCGAGCUUCUCAAAAAACCCAUCCGCUAUACCGCCAUUGAAGACGAUCCAACUGAGCAGCUUCCUGACGAUAUCGCCUCUCUUUUUGAUGACAUCAACAGUAUCACUGUGCAUAAAGAGAACUUUCUCCCUAGUUCCCUUUAUUCAGAGUUGGAAGCGCUUCAUCGUAAGGGUACGAUCAGACGUGGUUGGUAUUUUGAGGUCGGUGAUGAUGCAGACAAAAAAUCUCAGUACAAGACUGAGUUCAUUGCGCUGUGUGAUCUUGAAGACGCUGCCAAGACUGUUAGCGAUCAGGAGGCUUGUGAAGCAACGUGGAAUCUUGAGGUUCACGCUCCGCUGCUCAAGCUGGCUUUCAAUGCCUUCCCCUCGAUUCAUCGACAUCUUCUCACUUCAGCACGCAUCAGCAAACCGUUUCUACCCGAAAUGCGAAUUGAUACGCUGUAUGAUUACUCGCGUCCCAAGAUGAUAGAUCUGGGCGUUCGCAUAUGUCCACCGCCACACCUCUCAGAAAUCAUCCACAAACAAAUCCUUGGCUUACCAGAUAGAGAACGCUGUCUCAAUCAGACUGUCUAUCGGCCAGUCAGAAACGAUCCCAUUGCUAUGGUCAUUGAAACCAAGAUCGCAAGAGGAGACUUGGAAGAGGCGAGACUACAGUUGGGGAUCUGGGUCGCGUCAUGGCAUCAGCGCAUGAAGAUGCUUAUUGGAACAUCCUCAGAUAAGCCCUUGGUGACGCUGCCUUUGAUUAUUGUCAUGGAGCACAAGUGGCGCUUGCUGUUUGCCUGCGAUAAGAAGGAUCAAAUAGUAAGUGAACUCCUUCCAUCAACACUUGUUGCCGUCGAUAUACUGAUAGAAUUGUGCUAAUAUCAACUAACUAUAGGUGAUUCUUCAAGACUUGGAAAUUGGCAGCACAGAUAAUCUCAUCGGACUGUACACUAUUGUAGCAACUUUGCGAGUAAUAGGCGCAUGGAUGCAGGACACAUAUAUAUCGUGGCUUGAAGAAACGUUUAGGCUCCUGAGUUCUUCAGAUACGGCCUAGAGAAAGAGAGACUGAACUUUAGGACAAAAAUAAAUAGCACCUUUUGAAUUAAUUCACCCAGAUUUCCGAU
Messenger RNA from Fusarium redolens, 1642 nucleotides. RefSeq lists its product as uncharacterized. Bases 90 to 1397 code for a protein of 435 amino acids. NCBI's taxonomy places the organism in Eukaryota, Fungi, Ascomycota, Sordariomycetes, Hypocreales, Nectriaceae. The record is from RefSeq and is a predicted model, not a curated record. The transcript has a single exon.